CCUUUCUUCCCAUAAAAACUCUGAUUAAACCCAAAAAUAAAUAUAAAUAUAAAAAACAUCUUUUGUUCUUAAAAUCCCAGGUCAAGGCAGAGUCUCAAACAGAGGAGAGAGAAAACAAGAGAGACUUUCCAUUUCAUCUCUAGUGUCUCUUUCACCAUUUUCUCUGUUUAAAUAGAUUAUAAUCGAAUAAAACACUAUUUUAGAUAAAAUUUUAUGUUUUUCAUAUUUUCUUAAACCUUCUCUUGACAUUACGGGAGUUUUUCCCUUGUUUUUUAAAACAAAAAUAAAUAAUGGUGUUGUUCUUCUAAUUGUUUUGCAUUUUAUGUAAAUUGAAAUGGAAAAAUGAUGGGUUUUUGAAAAAAAUUGUGAUUUAAGGUUGUUUUGGAUUCUGGUUUUCUUUUAAUUUAUUUUGAUAAUUCAUAAAUAAUGAUUCAAGAAACUGUUGUCGAGCUUCAAGAAACUGAGAAACAGAAUUCAGGUUGUUCAAUUAAUGAUGCAAGAGUUUCAGAAAGUGUGAUUACAAUACAGGAAGAUUCACCAGAUUUGAGUUGUUCACAAGAACCAUCUGUUUCUUCUGUUGCUGUUAAUGUUGUCAGAGAUUCUGAAAACAGAUCAGCUGAUUCAGGGGAGAGUUGUGCAACAGGAAUUGUGGGUGAAACAAAGGUUGCUGAAGAUAGAAAAGAGAGAGAGAAAUCGUGGGUUGUUGAUUUAAAACUUGGUGAUGGAGAUAUUUGUGAUGGUGAAAUAGUUUGUAGGAUUUGUCACUUGAGUUCUGAGCAACCAUGGAAGUUUCCAUUUUUCGCGGCGAAAACUGAUCUUAUUAUGCUUGGAUGUGGAUGUAAAGGUGAACUUAGUGUUGCACAUUCUUAUUGUGGCGAAGCUUGGUUCAAGCUCAAGGGAAACAGGAUAUGCGAAAUAUGUGGGGAGAUAGCAAAUAAUAUAAGAGGAGUGGGGAACGAGAGCUUCAUGGAGGAGUGGAAAGAUGGCAGAAUGAAUGCUAACGCAUUAGACUCAGCGGACAGGAGUGCAGAAGGAUGCUGGCAUGGACAGCCAUUGUGUAACUUCCUCAUGGCCUGCUUGGUCAUCGCCUUUGUCCUACCAUGGUUUUUUCGAUUCAGCAUGUUCUGAUUUUUCCGAAUGUGUACAUAAUUUUUUCGACAACAUAAUAAAUCCUUUUUUCCUAGCCAAUUAAUGCCUAAGAUUUUGGUUUAAUUUUCCUA
Messenger RNA from Spinacia oleracea (spinach), 1220 nucleotides. RefSeq lists its product as uncharacterized. The transcript is spliced from 2 exons. Bases 427 to 1128 code for a protein of 233 amino acids. Lineage: Eukaryota; Viridiplantae; Streptophyta; Magnoliopsida; Caryophyllales; Amaranthaceae. The record is from RefSeq and is a predicted model, not a curated record. Gene Ontology annotation, molecular function: zinc ion binding.